Messenger RNA from Entrophospora candida, 512 nucleotides. Lineage: Eukaryota; Fungi; Glomeromycota; Glomeromycetes; Entrophosporales; Entrophosporaceae. The record is from the annotation of a GenBank genome assembly.
CUUACAAAGGGAGUGCAUUAAGACAUGGACAAUUUCAUUCUCUAGUUUUAAAAGCAGGAAUUAUUUGGCAAGGAAUGGGAAAAAGUGUGACAAGUUAUGAAAUAUUAGUAACACAAUUUCGGGCUUAUCGUUUACAACAAGUUCCAUAUAAUUUACCUUAUGUAUCUGGUAGUGACACACCUAUCACAUGGUGGAGUACAUGUGAACCUAGACCUGCUUAUAUACAAACACUUGCUUUAAAAUUAUUUUCAAUUAUUCCGAAUAGUGCUAAAGGAUUAGCAAAAAUAUACCGUUAUAAUAUUUCUAAUAUGGAACAAGAGAUGAAACAUGCUAAAAAUGGCCGUGAUUUUCAUUAUACACCCGAAGAAUUACAAAAUAUUAUUCAAAAUAAUUUUGGAGAUUUAGAAGAUGACAAUAAUAUGCAAGAAAUAUAUUUAACAGAUGAAUUAAGAGACUUAGAAGCAGAAGAAAGAAAUAUCUGGUCAGAGAAUAAUUCAGAUGCAAUCCUUAAU